UAUCAGUUGCUAUUGAGUAACUCAAAAAUGGUCGGAAUCAACUGUCUAAUUGUGAUUGGUACAAUAUGGACCCUGACAUUGGCAGAUCCAGAUCCAAUUCUUCACUGUUUGCUGUGCAGAAAUGUAAAGAAUGGCAUGGAUCCUUGUGUUUAUCUAAGUGAAUGUUCCAGUGAGUGUUACGUGUCGACAACAACUUCGACGGACGGCUCAGUGGUUAGGAAUUUUGGAUGCGCCCCAAGACAAGAUUGUAUGCUGCCGCCCUCUGCUGUGGGAAGAAGACAAGCGACAACCCAAACAACACGGACCACAUUCUGUAAAAAGGAACUAUGUAACUCAGAUUUAAGCCGCUUCCAGGAACCCAGCACAGAUCCGUGUGUGGAUGCUACACCCACGGAGUGUCACGAUCAUUCCAAGCUCUCAGUCCUUUGUAGUGACUGCGAAUAUGCUCAGUACUGCAGGAAAUCAUGCGGAAUCUGCCAAAAUAAUGCACACAAUGGCGUGUGGUACGAGAAUGUCGUCCUGUUUGAUUAUGACCCAGUCCACAGGACUUGUCGACACAGUUCUUCAGUUGACCCUACCAUCUGCCGAAGCAUCACACAAAGUAACCAUAAAAUAGUACCAGUGAUGGAAAAUAACACGACCCUGAAUCACGCGCACGCCAAACACGACUACCUAAUCCUACCCUACCACGACAGUUAUAUCAAUCUCAACUUCCGGACAAAUGGAGAACCUCUCACGAGUAUUCAGCUCAGUGCAUGUCAAACAACUGGACAUGGGCGAGUCGACAUCUUGCUGAAUAACAACGCGAUUAAGCAAUCAUACACGGGGACAGAUGUAUGGAAUCUGAGAUGGCAAAUCCACAAGCUGAAUACAUUCAAUUUAAAUAAUACAAGUACCUUCGACUUGAAAAUCCAAAAAGACAGCGUUACUCACAGCUAUGGUCAUUACUGGAUAAGCCGUAUCAGAGUUGAGAGCAUCGUUGCACAUCAUAUUCAUUAAUUUCAAUAAAAUUUUAUGAAAACUUCAUAACAGG
This is a messenger RNA of Saccostrea cuccullata (small rock oyster), 1033 nucleotides long. RefSeq lists its product as uncharacterized. Lineage: Eukaryota; Metazoa; Mollusca; Bivalvia; Ostreida; Ostreidae. The coding region runs from base 28 to 999 and encodes 323 amino acids. The transcript has 7 exons. The record is from RefSeq and is a predicted model, not a curated record.